AUGAUCCAUUAUGUCACUCACAUGGCAAAGAUUGUAUAUAGCAGCACGCGAUCACCUCGAUUGAAGUGUUCUUAUGGCCACACCGUGACCUAAAUUUAUUCCGUGUGAAUCUCCCUGGUGUAUCCAUCUGUUCGACAUGGAAAUCGAUGAACUUGAGGAGAUCAGUCAACAAGACAAUGAUCACCAUAAAGACGACCUCACUAAAGGUGGUGUAGCCACUGCAGUCACUGACCCCGAUAUGAACAAGAGCUUUGUGCAUCAGUUUGGUGUUGAUGAAGAUGCUUAUGAGCAGCCGACGACCUCACGGAAAGAGCUGUGGGCAUAUUAUCUAUACUAUAAUGGUGACAACGGCGUCGGCCCUGGGUCAUACAGUCAAAAUCUCUUCCAAUGGGCCCUGACUAACGCCGGCUACAUCCCCGGCAGCGAACCUCCCCAACCAUGUACCGCCUCUUCGGCCUGCGUGGUCCCUUGGGCCGGCGGCGAGCGCUCGACUAGUUCUGUCGUUCUUAUUGCCAACGGUCUCUGCUUCACCUUCAUGACCGUUAUGUUCGUCUGGCUUGGCAGCGCAGCAGACUAUGGCUCCUUUGGCCGCUACCCGCUUCUCGUCCUCACCGGCAUCUGCUGGGCAGUACAAUAUGGCAUGAUGGCAAUCCGGAACCCAAGCCAGUGGCCGGCUGCCAUGGGCCUGUACAUUAUUGGGUACAUAUCGUAUGGCGCUACGCUGGUUUUCUAUGCAGCUGUCUUUCCUCGGCUCGCGCGAUACAUGCCACAUGUGCGCAAGGCCCGAGACGAGGAUUUGACAGAGGGCAAAAUCUCCCGGGGUGAGUACGACAUGAUUGAAAGUUUGGAAAAGAAUCACAUCAGCAAUAUUUCCACGGCUCACAGCAACAUUGGGUAUCUCCUCACACUGCUCAUUAAUCUCAGUGUGCUGCUUCCGCUCCAGAGUGAAGAAUUUUCCAAUAACCUUGCGCUCUGUCUGACCAAUUCGUAUUGGGUCGUUCUCGGCAUCUGGUGGUUCAUCUUUCAACAGCGCCGCCCCGGCCCCAAACUGCCCAAGGGAUCCAGCUAUUUCACUAUCGGCUUCAAGCAGGUCUGGGGAGCUAUACGUGAAAUCCGCGCACUGCCACAGACCUUUCUGUAUUUUGGCGCUUUCUUCCUUCUUGCCGAUGGUCUCAACACAACCGGUACCCUUGUCUCAAUUAUUCAAAACGAUUUAGUCAAUUUUUCCUUCUUGCAGAUAACGUACCUUGGGAUUGCGCAAGCGUGCUGUUCCAUUGCCUCGACUUUUGGGUUUUGGUACUUCCAAAAGUACUUUAGGGUGAAGACAAAACCGAUGUUCUUGGUCACCAACUUUUUCAGUAUCUUUAUCCCUUUCUGGGGAAUGCUCGGCUUGUGGACGAAUCGUAUAGGCUAUCACAACAUGUGGGAGUUUUACUUUUAUAAUGUCCUAUUUGGCCUGUUCCAGGCUCCUUAUUAUGCGUACUCCCAAACUAUGAUCUCUGAACUGAUCCCUCGCGGCUACGAAAACAUGUUCUUCGCCCUCUUCGGAAUCACCAACCGAGCCUCCUCUAUCAUUGGCCCCAAUGUAGUCCAGGCGAUUAUCAACAACUCACAAAACAAUUGGAUGGGCUUUCCUUUCCUAUUUGCCAUCUGCACGGCGGCGAUGAUCGCGAUUUGUUUUGUGGAUGUGGAAAAGGGCAGAAAAGACGCGCGCAAAUUUCUUGAGGAUAAGCAGAUCGCGCGAGUGGUUGUUGAAAGCGGUCUGCCGAAGGAAGGAGUGGUGGAUCAGAUCGUGGGUCAUACUGCGAAAUAGGGCUAGAAUUAAAGAACGAUGGUUUAGCUGCUAAUAUGAGUGUCAACAUUAAGCUGAGAAGCCCGCCAUUCAACUGAUACGGUUGAAUUGAUCGAAUUUAC
Messenger RNA from Talaromyces proteolyticus, 1914 nucleotides. RefSeq lists its product as uncharacterized. Gene Ontology annotation, biological process: amino acid transmembrane export from vacuole. Bases 137 to 1813 code for a protein of 558 amino acids. The transcript has 8 exons. NCBI's taxonomy places the organism in Eukaryota, Fungi, Ascomycota, Eurotiomycetes, Eurotiales, Trichocomaceae. The record is from RefSeq and is a predicted model, not a curated record.